CAUAACGGGCUAAUCAUAUUGACCAAACUUUAUCUGGUGCAUUCCGGUUGAUAACCAGGGUUUGGACUGGCGUCCGUAUGAAAAGUAGGAUUCCCAAGCAAAGUAAGUAGGAUUCCUAUUCCUCCUCCUCCUCCUCCUCCUCCUCCUCCUCUCCCACAAACCUUCUCACCCCACUCUCCUACAAAGCCUGCACCACCACCAUGACCGAACCAGUCGGGGAAACGGGACUGAAACAGCCCCUUAAAGGCCACAAAAACCGGCGUCUCUGGCUUAUCUUAGUCACUCUAUUUUCUCUUCUUCUCAUUCUCUUUCUAAUCGUUUUGAUUCUUGCUUGCACCGUUUUUAAACCCAAGGACCCCGAGACCACUGUCCUCUCUGCUACAGUUACUGGAUUCCGGCCGAGGGUGACCUUUCCAGUGCUGAAUUUCGAACUCAACGUGACUCUCGAUAUCGAAUUGCUGGUUCGAAAUCCUAACCAUGCGACUUUCAGCUAUGGAGAAGGCCGGAGUAACUUGUAUUAUCGAGAAAUCGAGGUGGGUCAAGCUGAUUUAGACCCUGGUAACAUCCCCGCCAAUGGUUCACGUAAGUUUAAGACUAAACUUACCAUUGAAGCCGAUAAAGCCAUCGAAAAGAUUAGUGAUUUGAUAAGAGAUGUCAUCAGAGGAGAAGUGGAGGUGGACGCGAAAACGAAACUGAAAGGCAAAGUUACAUUCCUUCGAAUAUUUCGACACCAUGCGGUGGCCACAGCCGACUGUCGAAUCGCCAUCGGGUUCCCAGAUUUGCAGAUCCAGCGUUUGUCUGAACUAUUUAUGUUUCUUUGUCUAAAUUUAGAGUUUUGUUAG
Molecule: messenger RNA, 842 nt
Organism: Amborella trichopoda
Lineage: Eukaryota; Viridiplantae; Streptophyta; Magnoliopsida; Amborellales; Amborellaceae
Biological process (GO): defense response to other organism
Source: RefSeq, a predicted model, not a curated record